GUAACAGUAUCCUUCGAACAUAUUUUCAGUGACCAAGAAGACUCCUUUAGUAGUCGUUUUCUUGGGAUUUGUUCAAUGUCUGCUACGAAAUCCCAAGAAGCCUCUUCUUCGGCUUCUCCAUGUAGUUAUCAUGUGUUCUUGAGCUUCAGGGGUGACGACACUCGCAAGACUUUCAUUGAUCACCUCUACACAGCAAUGGAUCAAGUCGGAUUUCGCACCUUCAGGGACAAUGAUGGCAUAGAAAAAGGAGAAGAUAUCAAGUGUGAACUCAAGAAAGUGAUUCAAGAGUCAAGGAUUUCGAUAAUAGUCUUCUCGAAGAACUAUGCCUCGUCAACUUGGUGCCUCGAAGAGCUUGUGAUGAUUCUCAAACGUAGGACUCUUGGACACGUAGUUCUACCUGUCUUCUAUGAUGUGGAUCCAUCUGAAGUGAGGAAGCAAAUUGGCAGUUUGGAAGAAGCAUUUACAAGCCAUGAAGAGAAGCUCAAAUCAGAAAUAGGCGAACUGGUGAAAGAGAAAUUGAAGGAUAAGUUAGGAACAUGGAGGGCUGCACUUAGAGAAGUUGCAGAUUUGGCCGGGAUGAAUUUACAAAAUCAAGUUGAUGGACACGAGGCAAGGUUUAUCAAGAAAAUUAUAAAAGUGGUUGGAGACAAGCUAAGUCGCACGUCAUUGAACAUUGCCCCCAACUUGGUUGGAAUGCAUUCUCGAGUCAAAAACAUUCAGCUUUGGUUAGAAGAUGGGCUAAGUAAUGUUGGCAUAGUUGCAAUUUGUGGCAUGGGUGGAAUAGGCAAGACAACCACUGCAACACUUCUGUACAAUUUGAACUUCUCAAGAUUUGAAGGUAGCAGUUUUAUUGCAGAUGUAAGAGAAAUUUCACAACAAAAAGAUGGUUUGCUUUGUUUACAAAUACAGUUUCUUACAGACAUUUGUAAGACAAGGAAUGUAAAAUUCAAUAGUAUUGCUGAAGGAACUGCUAUGAUUAAAGAUGCCAUAUGUGGCAAAAAAGUUUUGGUAGUUCUUGAUGAUGUGGAUAAACUUGACCAAUUAGAUGCACUUCUUGGAAUGCGACUUUGGCUUUUUCCAAGAAGUAAAAUCAUCAUAACCACCAGGCGUGAGCGGUUGCUAGGGGCUUAUGAAUUCUAUAAGGUGCAUAGGCUUGAAAAUCUGAGUGACGAGGAAUCCUUGGAGCUUUUUAGCUGGCAUGCCUUUGGAAAAUGUUGUCCCAACAAUGGGUAUGGAGAGGUUUCAAAAAGGGUGGUAAGCUACUGUGGAGGGAUUCCAUUAGCAAUUAAAGUUCUAGGUUCUUCUCUAUCAAGGAAUUGCUUAAAUGUAUGGAAAAGUCAGUUGGAAAAAUUGAAAGCGAUUCCUAACAGUCAAAUCCUUGAAAAACUUCGAAUAAGUUAUGACUCUUUACAAGAUGACCACGACAAACGUCUAUUCCUCAAUCUUGCUUGUUUUUUUAUUGGGAGCGAUAAGGAUUCUACAGUUACAAUCUUGGACGGAUGUGAGUUUUACACAGUGGUUGGGAUUCAAAACCUCGUGGACAGAUGUUUGAUAUUGCUUGAUGAAAGUAAUACAUUGGUAAUGCAUCAUUUGCUUCAACAAAUGGGAAGAGAAAUUGUUCGUCAAGAGUCACCAAAGGAGCCAGGCAGACGUAGCAUCCUCUGGAAUCAUAAGGAUGCAUUUAAUGUUUUGAGAGAAAACACUAGUACAGGUGAAAUAGAAGGCCUCAAACUCGAUAUGUGUCUGUUUAAAGAGGAAGCAUAUGCUUGUACGAUUUUUGGUGACAAUAGAAAACGUUGUUAUGAAGAGUUCCUUGGGAAGCCCUUAUUGUCAAAUUUGGGUGAUUCGCUUAAAAGAUAUGGUUUCAGUAUCUUCUCCUCUCACCUUGAAGAUCAAAAAAAUUCAAAUCUAGUGGCUUUGGAAGCUGAUGCAUUUGCAAGAAUGAACAAACUAAAACUUCUGCAGCUCAAUUGUGUGCAGAUUAGUGGGCCCUAUAAAAAGUUCCCCAAAGGACUAAGAUGGUUGUGCUGGCGUGAAUUUCCACUUAAGUCCAUACCUAGUGAUUUCCCUUUGGAGAGCCUAGUUGCUCUUGACAUGCAAUAUAGCCGCUUAAAAAAUGUAUGGGAAGGAACCAAGUUUCUAUGGUUUUUAAAAAUCCUCAAUCUAAGUCAUUCAUAUAGCCCGACGUUUCAAAACUCUCCAAUCUUGAGAGACUGGUGCUUAAAAGUUGUACAAGUUUGGUUGAGGUUCAUGAAUCUAUUGGAAGCCUUGAGAGACUUGUUUUGUUAAAU
Messenger RNA from Rhododendron vialii, 2291 nucleotides. Its product is annotated as disease resistance protein RPV1-like. The transcript has 4 exons. Gene Ontology annotation, molecular function: ADP binding. The record is from RefSeq and is a predicted model, not a curated record. Gene Ontology annotation, biological process: defense response; signal transduction. Lineage: Eukaryota; Viridiplantae; Streptophyta; Magnoliopsida; Ericales; Ericaceae. Bases 76 to 2289 code for a protein of 737 amino acids.